Molecule: messenger RNA, 2800 nt
Organism: Pecten maximus
Lineage: Eukaryota; Metazoa; Mollusca; Bivalvia; Pectinida; Pectinidae
Product: beta-1,3-glucosyltransferase-like
Exons: 14
Coding region: 1-1554 (517 amino acids)
Cellular component (GO): membrane
Molecular function (GO): acetylglucosaminyltransferase activity
Source: RefSeq, a predicted model, not a curated record
AUGGACGUGCAUGGAAUACACCGGCUGGCACUAUUACUUGCAGUUAUAGCAGGAAUUUCAUUUGUGUCAGGAAAGAAACAGAAUACUGAAAGCAAAGGAGAAUCAAAUUCAGGUAUACAACUGAAAGAUAUUGUAUUCAUAGCUUUGAGUCAAAAAAAUCCAUACCAUGAAAAAAGAGCUGAAGUAUUUAAGCAAGAUUUUGAAUCUCAGGUUCAGGAACUGGCUGAAGAUGACAAACCCAAGUUGAUAUUCAUUCAUAAGAAACAUAGAAGUGUUUUAGGGGCUUGGAAUGUUUUCCCUCUCCUCCCAACAUUUGCUAAAGACUAUGCUGAUGCUGCCUGGUUAUUUGUGUGUGAGGAGGAAACAAGAUUUGAUGUACACAGACUGCUCAAGGUCCUUCAGAGGUUUGAUCACUCCAAGGAUCUUUACCUUGGUCACCCUCUCAGGGACCAAUCACCUACCAUCAUACAUCAUUAUGCCUUCCAUGACAACCCUAGCAAAUUUGCAUAUGCAGAUUGGGGAGCUGGAUUUGUGCUUAGCCAACCACUUCUAGCCAAGAUGGGUAAACGGUGGCCUGAUAAAGACUUCAAGGCAGAUUUCACAAUUGAUCCCAAACACGAGCUGGCCAGGUAUAUCUACAGUGAUGCCUUCAAUGUGACCUUGACCCCUGUCACAGAAAUCUGUCUGGUGAAGAAGUCACAGAAAUGUGCUUCCUGGUAUCCAAUGAAGUUCCCAGACUGUGGUCCUGAAAUACCUGAGGAGGACCUUUUUGUAGCAGUGAAAACAUGCGCCAAAUAUCACAAGGAACGAAUUCCUGUUGUAAGAAAGACCUGGGGAAAUACGGCUAAAAAUGUGGAGUACUACAGUGAUGUGGAGGACAGGACAAUCCCCACCGUCAACCUGGGGGUUCCCAACACAGAAAGGGGACAUUGUGGGAAGACUAUGGCCAUCAUUAAGAGGCUGCAGUCUCACCCAAAGAUAUCACAGAUUCCCUGGUUCAUCAUCGUGGAUGAUGACACAAUUAUAAACCUGAAAAGACUGAGGAAGCUAUUGGCCUGUUAUGACUCCAACUUCCCUAUUCACAUGGGGGAGAAAUAUGGCUACAUGGUGACCAAGAAUGACCAUGGUUACACUUACAUCACAGGGGGAGGAGGGAUGGUGUUCAGUAAAGAAGCUAUAGAUGUCAUAGUGCUGACUCACCGUGCAGAUUGUCCUUCCAAUGACGCACCUGACGACAUGAUCCUUGGCCGCACCUUCAAGGCGAUUGGUCUACCCCUGGUACACAGCCCAUACUUCCAUCAGGCACGACCAGUUGACUACAGUCCAGAAUUCCUGUCUGCCAGAACAGCUAUAUCAUUUCACAAACACUGGAUGAAUGACCCGAUCCAGACCUAUCAAGAUCUUAUUGCUGCUGACGAGUCUAUUGACCAACCUGAGACUGAGGAGGAAGAAAUGGCCGACACUAAAAACUCAGAAAACAUGGGAGAUAAAAAUGUAGAUCUGUCUCUAUCCAAUAUAAAGGAUGAUACAAGCAGUCCGAAGGAGGAGUUAUGAUAACAUUUCUCUUUAGCCAUAUGUUAACUACUAUUUAAAUUUUAAGGACGUCCCAAUGUACUUAACAUGUGAUCUUGGAUCUGGUUAAGGUACUUUUUCAGUUUACGAGUCUUACUGGAAAUGUUUUUUCUAUUUCAUGAUUUGUAAGAAAUGUUUUGUGAGUGACUUUUUUGAGAACUAUUUAUUUAUGCAGCAAUCAAGUUAGUGUUUAAAGAACAAUUAUCUAGCAUAUAUCAUUGUAGUGGGUAGUGAGAUCUGAUAUUGGAUAUAUCCGGUCAUUGUUGUAGUUGGUAGUGAGAUCUUAUAUUGGAUAUAUCCGGUCAUCGUUGUAGUUGGUAGUGAGAUCUUAUAUUGGAUAUAUCCGGACAUCAUUGUAGUGUGGGUAGUGAGCUAUGAUAUUGGAUUAUCUAGUCAUCAUUGUAGUGUUAAGUGAGCUCUGAUAUUGGAUAUAUCCGGUGAUCAUUGCAGUGGGUAGUCAGCUCAAUAUGAGAUAUAUCCGGACAUCAUUGCAGUGUUUAGUGAGAUCCGAUAUUAGAUUAUCUAGUCAUCGUUGUAGUUGGUAGUGAGCUCUGAUAUUGGAUAUAUCCGGUCAUCGUUGUAGUGGGUAGUGAGCUAUGAUAUUGGAUAUUUCCGGUCAUCGUUGUAGUGGGUAGUGAGCUAUGAUAUUGGAUAUAUCCGGUGAUCAUUGGUGUGGGUAGUGAGAUCUGAUAUUGGAUAUAUCCGGUCAUCAUUGUAGUGUGUAGUGAGCUCUGAUAUUGGAUAUAUCCAGUCAUCAUUGUAGUGGGUAGUGAGAUCUGAUAUUGGAUAUAUCCGGUCAUCAUUGUAGUGGGUAGUGAGCUCUUAUAUUGGAUAUAUCCAGUCAUCAUUGUAGUGUGGGUAGUGAGCUAUGAUAUUGGAUAUAUCCGGUCAUCAUUGUAGUGUUAAGUGAGCUCUGAUAUUGGAUAUAUCCAGUCAUCAUUGUAGUGGGUAGUGAGAUAUGAUAUUGGAUAUAUCCGGUCAUCAUUGUAGUGUUAAGUGAGCUCUGAUAUUGGAUAUAUCCAGUCAUCAUUGUAGUGUUAAGUGAGCUCUGAUAUUGGAUAUAUCCGGUGAUCAUUGUAGUGUUAAGUGAGCUCUGAUAUUGGAUAUAUCCGGUGAUCAUUGGUGUGGGUAGUGAAAUCUGAUAUUGGAUAUAUCUGGUCAUCAUUGUAGUGUUAAGUGAGCUCUGAUAUUGGAUAUAUCCAGUCAUCAUUGUAGUGUUAAGUGAGCU